AUGGACCAAGAAAAGCCUCAGGCUUUAUUAUCACAUUACGGCGAGUAUCCUCUAGGUCGAGAUGGCUCGGAAGAACAAACGGGCAGCCGAAAUGGAACGUUUGUGGAGGAGCCCACAUAUACGGAGCCACGAAGGAAACGGGUUGGCGAGAAUGUCUGGAGAGUGCUGGGUGAGCGGCAGAUUAACAUGAUUACGUUUUCGGGGACUAUUGGAAAUGGUUUGUUUCUUGGAAGCGGUCGUUCUCUUGCUGGUGCUGGACCAGGAGGUGCUGUCAUAGCAUAUCUUCUUAUGGGAGCUGUAAUAUCCGCUGUCAUCUCGUGCCUGGGAGAAAUGACGGCGCUAAUGCCAGUGAAUGCGCCCGUCAUGGAAUUUCCUCGACGCUUUGUUGAUAGAGGUGUUGGCUUUUCAGUGGGUUGGAUGUACUGGUUUGCGUACGCUGUACUCGCUGCAGAUCAGCUAGUUGCCGUCACGAAUUCUGUCAAGUUUCAUUUCGACGAUGGCAGGACGCAUUUAAGCUGGGUUGUUGGAGAGAAUGUUCAUGCUGCCGUGUGGAUUACCCUCGUUUUAGUUGUCGUAUCGGUAAUCAACAUGUUUCCUGUGAAGGUUUUCGGCCAGCUUGAAUAUAUAUUCGGCAGUCUUAAACUCACUUUCAUCUCCUUCCUUAUCGUCAUGAGUGUCAUGAUCGACACAAUGAAGCCAAGAUCGAAUGCAUAUUAUAAGGAGCCAAUUGGGACGAAAUACUGGGACAAACCAUACGGAUUUUUCAACCCCGAUUUUCCAAUUAAGGAUGAUAAUGGGCAUCUGCAACGGAUGAUGACUGGCCCAAUGGGAUCAUUUCUCGGCAUGUGGACUACUCUUAUCAACGUCAUUUUCUCGUACGUUGGUAUGGAUAUUGUUGCUGCAACAGCAGCAGAAAGUAAAGCUUUGGCGGAUUCGGAGGCUAUGAAAAUGGCAUCCCGAAAAAUCUCUCUUCGAAUCAUCACAGUCUACGCUCUGACAAUGCUCACCUCUUCAUUCACGGUGCCUUGGGAUCAUCCGUUCCUAAACGGUAAGGCGCAAUCUGUUGGGGCGCAGUCGAUAUUCGUCAUCGCCGCCGUCGAAGCCGGAUUACCGGCAUUGGCCCACUUUUAUAACGCCAUUUAUCUGUUUUCUGCAUUCACGUGUGCCAUUAAUUCCAUGUAUGUGGCAUCCAGAGUUUUGCAUACUUUAGCUCUGCGUGAUCAGACUGGGCCCGAAUGGAUUACAAAACGAUUACGAUUAUGCCAUGCAGGAGUACCAAUAAGAACUGUUCUUGUGACCGCUGGGCUGAUGCUGGUAGCGUACAUGGGGCCAACUGGGGCCCCUGGGCAGGUAAGUUCUUAUCGCUCCAUCUCAUUGGAAUCAUAA
This is a messenger RNA of Ophidiomyces ophidiicola, 1386 nucleotides long. RefSeq lists its product as uncharacterized. The coding region runs from base 1 to 1386 and encodes 461 amino acids. The record is from RefSeq and is a predicted model, not a curated record. Gene Ontology annotation, molecular function: amino acid transmembrane transporter activity. Gene Ontology annotation, biological process: amino acid transmembrane transport. NCBI's taxonomy places the organism in Eukaryota, Fungi, Ascomycota, Eurotiomycetes, Onygenales, Onygenaceae. The transcript has 9 exons. Gene Ontology annotation, cellular component: membrane.